This is a messenger RNA of Moneuplotes crassus, 2236 nucleotides long. NCBI's taxonomy places the organism in Eukaryota, Ciliophora, Spirotrichea, Euplotida, Euplotidae. The record is from the annotation of a GenBank genome assembly.
AUGAAGCAAAAGAUCAUUCAGGACAUGAAGAUCAAUGUUACUCAUAAUAUGUUCUUGAACAAGAGAUUAAAAUCAAUAUCCUCUUCACAGCCUCAACUUUUAGGUGACUUUACACUAACUAAACAAGCAUAUGAUGCAAAUAAAUUCUACCGUAGUUCGAAAGACCCUAAAUAAACUUGGAAAAAGAACAGUGAUAUCUUUGCAGAAAGCUAAGAAUAGUGCAAGAUGUGUUCAAACUGCAUAUAAAAAUUUGAAGUACGAAAGGUCAUGUUCUGAAUUUAAACCAUUGGAGAAACUAAAAUAAAAUUAACAUGGGAAAGAUUUCAAAGCAAACUCCGAAGAAGAAAAUAAGAAAAGAAAGUAUUGAUAACAACUUAAUCGGAGCUGAAAAUAAACUCUUAAAGUUUUACGAUAAAGUUUCUCAAUCAAGCAAGAGGAGACCAAAGACUACAUCAAAUAGAAAGAAAAGAAACUCAGAACUCGGUGAUAGAAUAAAAGAAGCUCUUGUGGAACAAAGCAAAGCUAAGCAUAAGAAUGAGUUUUUCACUAAGAAGAAUAUUGAUCCAGCCAAUUUCUGCUUCUUUGAAAAUACCACUAAUAAUGUGAGAUCCCAAACAAGUCAUGGAGCAGCAAGAAGAAAGAAAAGAAAUGAUCUCUUAAAGCAGAACACCAACCAUAUAAAGGUGAGCAAAUAUUUGAUCGAGAAACCUGCAAGCCCUGAAAGGAUGUUCAAGUACAAUAUGAGUAAGACUGAGAUGAACGUUAUCAAUAUGGGGAAGAAGCCGAAAUCAAAGCCUGUUACCAUGACUAGUCAAGAAAGCCCUCACAAAGAGUUUCUAAAAUAGAUACAAAAUGUUGAUGACUGAACACUCUUUAAAAGAUUUACGCUCGAGAAGGUUGAUUCAAUCUUCAAGAGAACUUAAAAGGUCAUUGAAAUACCAAUCAAAAGAAGUUAGUGAGAAAAAGAAAAAGGGAACAGACACGAAGAAGCUGACAGUGAGAUCACGUGAUAGCACAAUCAACCUUUUGAUGACCACCUGCAAUGCUUUUAACCAGAAUAUCAAGCAAUACAGAGAAAUGAAGGACGAUAGAAAUCAUGAAACUGAGAAGGAAAAGAUAUCUAAAAUUAUCCAAGAUGAAGAAAAAUGACUAAACAUAGAAUAUCUGAGAGAGGAAGUCAAGAAGAAGGAGUUAGAAGAAAUGGAGCUUAAUUACAAGACAAACCAACCUCCAAUCAUCAAUACUGACUUGUUUAAAAUCUCAACUGGCCCAGUUCAAAUAAAAUUAGGUGGAAAUGAGGAUCAAGAAGAAUUAUCAAAAAUGAUGCUGAUAAAUAAUAAGCCAAGGGUAGAAGGAAAAGUCACUUAUGAUGAACCCAUGGUAAUUCAUAAUUAUGAUUCAAUGUCAAGAAAGAAGUUCUCUGUUCCAAAAUCUAUGGCAGACUCUAUGCCAAGGAAAAAUUUGGAUCUGCAGAAGAUGACAGUUAAGAAACUUAUUGCAGAAAAUAUAAUUGGAAGUUUGAAAAAGGAAAGCAAGGUUGAACUGAGGAUCCUCCAGAAGGAGCAAGAACUGAAAAGAAAAAUGGAGGAAGAGGAGAUUAAGCAGAAAGUUUUAAAAAGAAAAAUGAAAAAUUUCUGAACCCAAUUGAUAGUCUGUAGCAACAUUUUGAAGAAACUAAAUCUAAGUGCUGAGGAUCUAAUGAGAAAGAAUGUAUUCCCUAAUGUUCCUUUCUUUAGAAAAGACUCUGCCAAAUUAAUCAGAGCUGCAAAGUCUAACGACUUAGAGCAAUUAGAAGAGAUAUUAAUGAAAAAUAAGUUCACUGUUUAUGAUUAUGAUACAUCCCAUCAAACCGCUCUACAUUGGGCAGCAAAAAGAAACUAUGCUGAAGUGUGUAAGAUGUUGAUAGAAUAUGGAGCCAUUGUUGACUGAAGAGAUUUAGGGAAUAGAACACCACUUCUACUAGCAGCCAAGAUGGAUAAUGUCAAAUGUGUCAAACUUUUGCUUGCUCAUGGAGCAAAUCCAAUUUCAAGAACUUUUCUAGGCCAUACACCAUUGAAAGCAGCAGCUUCUAACCGAACUUUAAGUUAUUUGAAGAAAGGAUAUCUGGUGAUGCUUGCUAAUAAGUUUAUUGAUAAGUCUGAAAGAAAGGAUGUUUGGAAAAGAGAAGCUCUAGCAUACUUUGUGAAUGAUAAUGAGAGCGGCAUUCCGUUUUUGAUGUAAUGAUUUUCAAUAAAAA